Molecule: messenger RNA, 2006 nt
Organism: Magnolia sinica
Lineage: Eukaryota; Viridiplantae; Streptophyta; Magnoliopsida; Magnoliales; Magnoliaceae
Product: SNF1-related protein kinase catalytic subunit alpha KIN10
Exons: 11
Coding region: 16-1659 (547 amino acids)
Biological process (GO): intracellular signal transduction; protein phosphorylation
Molecular function (GO): protein serine/threonine kinase activity; ATP binding; protein binding
Source: RefSeq, a predicted model, not a curated record
CAUAUAAUUUCUCCUAUGCUCGGAGAGGCUACAGGGCUUUCUCUCCGUUCGAAUUCCCUCCCCUUCGAAUCCCUUCCCCUUCGAAUCCUCUUCCGCGCGACAAGGCCGAUCUCUUCUAUUACAGGUACUAGGAGAAUGGAAGGACCAACAGGCAAAGUAAGCAACAGCGCUGACAUGUUCUUGCCAAAUUACAAACUUGGAAAGACUCUCGGCAUUGGUUCAUUUGGUAAGGUGAAAAUUGCAGAGCAUGCUUUGACCGGCCACAAAGUGGCUAUCAAGAUCCUUAACCGUCGUAAGAUAAAGAACAUGGAAAUGGAAGAAAAAGUGAGACGUGAAAUCAAAAUAUUGAGGCUGUUCAUGCAUCCUCAUAUUAUACGCCUGUAUGAGGUUAUAGAGACACAGACUGAUAUUUAUGUUGUCAUGGAGUAUGUGAAAUCAGGGGAGCUGUUUGAUUACAUUGUAGAGAAGGGUAGAUUACAAGAGGAAGAGGCUCGUUGUUUUUUUCAACAGAUUAUUUCCGGUGUUGAAUACUGCCACAGAAAUAUGGUAGUUCAUCGGGACCUUAAGCCAGAGAAUCUGCUUUUGGAUUCCAAAUGCAAUGUUAAAAUUGCAGAUUUUGGGUUGAGCAAUAUCAUGCGUGACGGCCAUUUCCUCAAGACUAGCUGUGGAAGCCCAAAUUAUGCUGCACCUGAGGUUAUCUCUGGAAAACUAUAUGCAGGGCCAGAAGUAGAUGUUUGGAGCUGUGGUGUUAUCUUGUAUGCCCUUCUUUGUGGUACUCUUCCAUUCGAUGAUGAAAACAUCCCAAAUCUGUUCAAGAAAAUAAAGGGUGGAAUAUACACUCUUCCGAGUCAUUUGUCAGCUGGGGCAAGGGAUUUGAUCCCCAGGAUGUUGGUGGUUGAUCCUAUGAAGCGAAUGACUAUUCCUGAGAUUCGUCAGCACCCGUGGUUCCAAGCCCAUCUUCCGCGUUAUUUAGCUGUGCCACCACCAGAUACGAUGCAACAGGCAAAAAAGGCAUGGAUUGACGAGGAAAUUCUUCAAGAGGUGCUUAAAAUGGGGUUUGACAGGAACCAGCUGGUUGAGUCGCUUCGUAACAGAAUACAAAAUGAGGCUACUGUUGCGUAUUAUUUGCUUUUGGACAAUCGAUUCCGCGUUUCCAGUGGCUAUCUUGGAGCUGAGUUUCAGGAAUCCAUGGAAUGUGGUUUCCCUCGUAUGCAUCCAGGCGAUACUGCUACUUCACCCAUUGGGCACCAUCUUCCAGGAUAUAUGGAUCAUCAAGGAAUCGGUUUAAGACCACAGUUCCCUGUUGAAAGGAAAUGGGCUCUUGGUCUCCAGUCCCGAGCUCAUCCUCGUGAGAUAAUGACAGAGGUUCUCAAGGCUUUGCAAGAAUUGAACGUAUGUUGGAAAAAGAUAGGGCACUACAACAUGAAAUGCAGAUGGUUUCCUGGCUUUCCAGGGCAUUCUAAUCAUAUUUUUGGCGAUGAAUCUGCCAUUGUUGAGAACGAUAGUGCUGUUAGGUCACCCAACGUGGUCAAGUUUGAAGUGCAGCUCUACAAGACCAGGGAGGAGAAAUACCUCCUCGACUUACAGCGGGUUAAUGGGCCACAGUUUCUAUUCCUUGAUCUCUGUGCCGCAUUCCUUGCACAGCUUCGGGUCCUCUAAUGUUCUGGUUUUAAUUGUAGUUCUUUGAGCCUGUUUCUCAUGAUGCUGAAAACCAUAACCUACUUGUGCAUAAUGCUGUAUGCUGUAAAUUAUUUACCGAGUCUCAUGGGUUUUGUUCUGCUUUUAUCUUUUUCUUUCUGCACUCUUUGUAGUGUUUGAAUUAAGAACCCAUAGCAGGUGAGCCAUCUUAGGCCAUCACUGUUGCUCUGUGGUGGACACAGCAACUAGUCCGGAGCUGCUGAGCUGGACACUCCUUCCCUUGGAGCUGUGGUAAGUUGGCUUCUCCAAGAUUGUAUCAUGGAAUCUGUCUAACAAAUUAAUCGAAUGGUCGUAUGCCAAUUUUCUUA